CAAUGAGUACCUUGAGGACCUCAAGACGUGGCUUAGUGCUGUAAUCACGAACCAUGAAACUUGCAUUGAUGCCUUUGAGAACACCACAGGCGACACUGGGGAAAAGAUGAAGAACGUGCUGCAAACUGCCAGGCAGAUGUCGAGCAAUGGCCUUGCCAUGGUAUCCAAUAUGUCAUCAAUCUUUACGUCGUUACAGGUGGGGAGCUCUGCCAGCCGGAAGCUUCUCUCCGAGGAAGAAGCCGACCUAUUCAUAUCCAUGAAACAAAGGAGUCUCAUGGGGUUGCAGCCCAAUGCCGUGGUGGCCCAAGAUGGAAGCGGGCAGUUCAAGACCAUUAGCGCCGCCAUUGCAUCUGUGCCUCAGAAGAAUAACCAACCGUUCGUGAUUCAUGUGAAGGCUGGUGUGUACAAGGAGUAU
This is a messenger RNA of Sesamum indicum (sesame), 415 nucleotides long. Lineage: Eukaryota; Viridiplantae; Streptophyta; Magnoliopsida; Lamiales; Pedaliaceae. The record is from RefSeq and is a predicted model, not a curated record.